ACGUGCGUCUUGCAUUGCACAAGGGGCGUAAACUGCAAAUGUGCUCAUAGCCUGCUCACUUUCCCAACUUUAGCAUGCGUUGUAGCACAGCUUGCCCUUGCGAUAUUCAUAAGUAUUGCGAUUUCGCUUGACAAAAAGCAGAGAGAAAACACCUUGCGCUCUCAACCCGUGUUUUGCAUAGCAGGCAGCAAAGGGCGUCGACUGAGAGACCCAUAGCCACCUAGACCUGUCAACCACGAACUGAUCUGAAAGGCCUGUUCAACACGCACAAGGUCUGCAUACCAUGGCUUCACCGCCGAUACUUCGCUUGCCCGUCGAGCUUCAUCUGGAAAUAGUCAGUCUUCUCGACCUAAGCAACAAAGUCAACCUGGCUUUCACGACUCGCUAUUUCAGAUCCAUCAUUCCUCCACCAACGCACGUCGAAUUUCUGGCCGCCGAAGGAACCACCUGGGCAAAAUCCAGACAACUCUAUACUUGCAAUAGCUGCAUCAGCUUCAACCACUGGAAGGACUUCGCCGAUGAUAUGAGAAAAGGGAAGUGGUGUCGCAGUGGCACGCAGGCACAUGCAAGAUUCUGUCUUAAAUGCGGGGUAAAUGAUGCGCUGUACGCCCCAGGCACACUACUUACGAUCUGCAACCGGGUCCAUGUGCUUUGCAGUGUCUGCAAAGUUCUCACAGACCAGAUUGGCGACCGUAGUGGUAGGUGCGCUGGUUGUUCUCCGGGCCGGUCGCGCAAUCACAACUGUGACUACUUUGACAACGAUGAUGAUGACUGGAGGCUAGAACGUGCAUCUGAUCGAAAUCAUCUACGAGACGUGUACGACUGGGCUGAAGAGGGACGCCUUCACAGGUACUGAGUCGACUAUGAGUUUUGCCAACAACCAUAGAUAAGCGGUACGCUGUUGGUCGGAGCCCAGAACAAUCAUAUCCCUACACGGCAAGCUGGAACAUCCUGCGACCACGAUACUUCUCCUACAUGAGAUUACGAUUUUCUGUGAGGAACAGCAUUGCUGCAAUUUCGGUGUUGUUCCUCGUCUUCACGUUUGCCGCCAUGUUCGCUAAUAAACCGUUCGCAAAUGCUUCAUCAAUAUACCACGUCACGGCUGCUGUCGACAUUCACAUGGGGCCCGCAACUCUU
Alternaria alternata is the source of this 1137-nucleotide messenger RNA. RefSeq names its product F-box domain-containing protein. Gene Ontology annotation, molecular function: protein binding. The transcript has 2 exons. Bases 284 to 856 code for a protein of 190 amino acids. The record is from RefSeq and is a predicted model, not a curated record. Lineage: Eukaryota; Fungi; Ascomycota; Dothideomycetes; Pleosporales; Pleosporaceae.